Messenger RNA from Aphanomyces astaci, 944 nucleotides. RefSeq lists its product as hypothetical. Lineage: Eukaryota; Oomycota; Saprolegniomycetes; Saprolegniales; Verrucalvaceae. Gene Ontology annotation, cellular component: cytosol. Gene Ontology annotation, biological process: nucleoside metabolic process. The record is from RefSeq and is a predicted model, not a curated record. Gene Ontology annotation, molecular function: S-methyl-5-thioadenosine phosphorylase activity. The coding region runs from base 18 to 566 and encodes 182 amino acids. The transcript is spliced from 4 exons.
AGUGACGGAGUUGAACCAUGUCCAAGCUCACAAUUGGCAUCAUCGGCGGCUCGAGCCUCUUCCACUCGACCCGAUUCUCGUCCCUGGCGCAGAAGGUCGUGGACACGGAGCAUGGCUCGGUGCUUGUGUACACUGGCGUGUGGGGCAGCACGACCCACGACAUUGUGUUCAUCCAGCGCCACCACGCAGACGCCGCCAACCACGAGUACAACCAGCCGGCGAACGUCAACUACCGCGCGAUAGUGACGGCGCUGAAGCAAGAAAAGGUGGACUGCAUUAUUGGCGUGUACUCUGUUGGAUCCAUGCGCUUGGACAUCCCCAUCGGCCAGUUGGUCAUCCCCGACGACUACUUUAACCCGUUCAACAUCCUCAACAUCUCGACGUCGUACGAAGCUCACGUUGUCCCACACAUCACCGAGCCAUUGCGCACGCACUUGGUGCAGUUGCUGCAACAAGCCAACUUGAACGUGCGGGAUGGCGGCGUGUACGUGCAAACGUCAGGGCCGCGCUUCGAAACCAAGUCGGAAAUCCGAUUCUUUUCCCAAUAUGGAGUACUACGCGUAUAAUACAAGUGAAACACCAACUCGAUAUGUAGGAGCUGGUGGGCAUGACGGGGGCACACGAAGCAGGUCUAGCCAACGAAGUCAAGUUGCCAUUUGCGAUGGUAUCAAUCGUGGAUAACCUGGCCAAUGGCCUCGGCCACAAGUUGACGUUGGACGCGUUUAAAGUCGCCCAAAAGGCCAACGCAACCGCGAUGGAAGUGGCGGUGGUGUAUAUUUUGGACCAUUUCGAUGCCGCAGUUGGCUUGACCGAGUAGGAGAGAGAUAGAGUAACAACAACUACCCACCGCACCUACAUAUGUACUCUCACGUACUAGUAAUGAAACUACUCACGUACUAAGUAGUACUGAAACUACGUGUAACGUUAAUGGAGGAAUCCUGUCG